UUCAGAGAAUGGCAGCUGCGUUACAAACGCGGACAUUGCAGGCGAUUUUCCAUGAGUCUGAACAGGUCAUCAGACAGCUGACUGAGCAAGAGAUCGAGGAGUUCAAAGAGGCAUUUCUUCUCUUCGACAAGGACGGAAAUGGAACGAUUUCCACUAAGGAGUUGGGCGUUGCUAUGAGGGCUCUUGGCCAGAAUCCAACUGAACAGCAAAUCCUCGAGAUCAUCAACGAUGUGGACAUUGACGGCAAUGGACAGGUGGAGUUUCCAGAAUUCUGCGUGAUGAUGAAAAGGUGGGCGCAAGUUACUCGACUUUUUGAGUAA
Cylicocyclus nassatus is the source of this 320-nucleotide messenger RNA. The record is from the annotation of a GenBank genome assembly. NCBI's taxonomy places the organism in Eukaryota, Metazoa, Nematoda, Chromadorea, Rhabditida, Strongylidae.